AUCAUCAGUGCACACGGGCCCCAAGACUUGGCCCUUUUUCACCCUAAAACCGGAACCAACGGCGGGACUUCUCACUCGCGAGAAAGAACGAGAUCGCGAAAGAGGAAUUGUGCUAGGGUUUCACUUCUAGCCCCCAAUCUCAGAAAGGAAACAGGAACAAAGAUGUCUCCAGUGGAAGCUUCUCGGGAGGACAAUGUUUACAUGGCUAAGCUGGCUGAGCAAGCAGAGAGGUAUGAGGAAAUGGUUGAGUUCAUGGAAAAGGUUGUCAAGGCAGUUGACACUGAGGAGCUCUCUGUUGAGGAGCGGAACCUCCUCUCCGUGGCCUACAAGAACGUCAUAGGUGCUCGUCGUGCUUCAUGGCGCAUCAUCUCCUCUAUUGAGCAGAAGGAGGAGAGUCGUGGGAAUGAGGACCAUGUUACUUUGAUCAAGGAAUACCGUGGAAAGAUUGAGGCUGAGCUCAGCAAGAUAUGUGAUGGCAUCCUUAAACUGCUUGAUUCUCAUCUCAUCCCAUCGUCCACUGCUGCGGAAUCGAAGGUUUUUUACCUUAAGAUGAAGGGUGACUACCACAGGUACCUUGCAGAGUUUAAGACUGGAGCUGAGAGAAAGGAGGCUGCAGAGAGCACUCUUUUGGCAUAUAAAUCUGCACAGGAUAUUGCUUUGGCUGAACUGGCUCCUACUCAUCCAAUAAGGCUUGGGCUUGCUCUUAACUUCUCGGUCUUCUACUAUGAGAUCUUGAACUCACCAGAUCGUGCAUGCAAUCUUGCAAAGCAGGCCUUUGAUGAGGCAAUCUCAGAGCUGGACACUCUGGGUGAGGAAUCGUACAAGGACAGCACAUUGAUCAUGCAGCUUCUUCGGGACAAUCUCACUCUAUGGACCUCUGAUAUUACGGAGGACGCUGGGGAUGAGAUUAAAGAGGCCCCGAAAGGUGAAUCAGUGGAGGGGCACUGAUCUCUGGAACCAAUCAAAGAUCUUAGAAUAUGAUGAGCAUAAUUAGUAGCUGUACCUGAUAUCCAGAACCAUAUGCAGUUCAACAUUUGUUGCUCAAAGGACUGCUUAGUGGUGUGUUUGAAGUUUGAACCUUAGUGUGACCUUUAAGUUAAAUUUGUUCUACAGAUUGUUCUUCUUGGUUCUGCUGCAUCCCUGAGCAUCAUCUUCUUGUUUUUUUCCUUGAUUGCUUUGCUUUCUUUCUUUAUUGUCUCAUGGAUGCCUGGACCUCAAUUAGCUCAUCAAAUGCAAAGUGAUCAGUGUCGUUUGACAUUCGGUGUUGUCACCGAAUUCUGGUGAUUAAUAAUGUUUUUUCUGUCAUUCCUUGAUUGUUUGUUGUUGAAGUUUAAACAUGUGUUAUGUGAGACCAAAGUUGUCUUAUUUUAUUGGUCCUAGGAGAAAUAUUGUAAACUCAGUUGCAAUUUUUCAUCUGAAGUCUUUGGCUA
Molecule: messenger RNA, 1430 nt
Organism: Dioscorea cayenensis subsp. rotundata (Guinea yam)
Lineage: Eukaryota; Viridiplantae; Streptophyta; Magnoliopsida; Dioscoreales; Dioscoreaceae
Product: 14-3-3-like protein
Exons: 6
Coding region: 163-948 (261 amino acids)
Biological process (GO): signal transduction
Cellular component (GO): cytoplasm
Source: RefSeq, a predicted model, not a curated record